CUGAUACCUCAUUUGCGCUUAAUACUAUUGCAUACAUUACCCUUGACAUCUUGCUCAGAGUUGCCCAUAAUGUCUGAGACAGUUUCCAUCGAAGACCUGGAGGUUCGCAGAUUCGUGAGAGAGUGGCAGAAAAAGGAUUCACCUCUUCGCAUUGACUGCGCGAAAGCCAUGAUGUCCUGUCAAGAUGAACAGAGAGACGCCGAGUUCAAACGGGUCCUCAAGAAGCACGGCCUAAUAUUUCCUCCAUUAAGCCGUCGUCAAUCAUGUCGGAAACACCACAAGAACCUCUUACCACCAAUUCUCGAGCGUAAUGGUUUCCAGUUGCGCAACAGAGUGUUCAGUGUUGACGGCGUCGAGCGUUAUGAUGGCGAGCGUUUACAGAAGCUAUUCAAUCCCUCGACUCUCGGACAUCCGCACGAUCAAAGAUAUACGGAAACAGACACCCUGAAGCUGUUCAAAAAGAGAUUUUUCGCUGCUCAGUUGCAAUUCUAUGAAAUCCCUUUCAAGAAGUCAUCCAGCAAACCGCAACUGCACCUUCUACUUCAAGAUGCAGUUCGUCAGGGCAAAUGUGACCGUCUUCCCCUGUCAAUACUGGAACUGGAGACUAUAAUGCGAGCCGAUCAUGAGCCUCUGCAGGCGGAGUGGGAGGCCAAUUACAUAGCAUGGCGUAAGGAGAAGAGGCGAAGGGACGAUGAAGCCUUUAGGCUUGCCAGGCGAAGGGAGGACGAGGCCUUUAGACUUGCCAGGUCAGCCAGUGAAAGGGCGGCCCUGGAUCACGAACGAUUCAUUGCCACGUACUUCUUGACGAAUGGAAAGCAGGAUAUGAACAAAGUUAGAAAACUACUGGUUCUGCGCAAGGUGCAGAACGCACGGAAAUUUGAGGAUAUGGCAAAGACAAGAGCACCCAGCCUGUUCAUCUGGCACAGUCGGUCAGAUCGCAAUGUCUACAUCGGAUGGGAUAGGGACAAGGUUCUAGAUUUGGCAUACAGAACAACAAAAGAUGAUGAAAAGGCAAACAAAGCGCGGAAAAAGGUAUUGUGGGAACAGCAACUGGAAAGACACCGGGAAUAUAUCGCUCAAGCACAGCUCGGAGAGCCGAGUACAGGGCCAAACAAAGACCCACAGGGGUUCAGUCUUGAUCGAUGCAAGGGUUCCUACGUUGUCCGCUGCGCGGAGAUCGCAGACGAAUGGCUGAGCUUCCUAAAGGGACGAACUUUCACCAUGGAUAUAUGGAGCCGAGAUGAAAAUACUCUGGUCGCGGCAUUUGACUUUGGCUUAAUAGAGGGAACCAUGAUCCUCGGCAUGACGGAGGACCUGCUCAAAGACGAUCCCUACGAAUCCGACCAAGACCUCGAAGCCCGUUUCAGUGACGAAGAAGAGGAAGAAAUUAGUUUGGAGGAGGAAAUGCGUCGUUUUCUAGAAUGGGGCAGCGGAAGGAAGCGCAAGCGGAGGGAUGAAGCUGAACUGGAGGCCAAACGGCAGGCCAAGGCAAUGAGACGUGCCGUGUAUACUUCCGAUCUCGUGGCCGCAGAACUGACAAGGGCCAAGUCGUUUAUGAGCCUGACGCUGGCCACCUAGAUUUCCGGACCGAUAACUGUGUGGAAUUCGCUGGCCGAGUCUAUCUAAUGACGUGGGUUGGUAAAAACGUCUGGUUCUACGGCUACAAGGUUUCAGACACGCCGCGUGUGGAGCCGGAAGACUAUGAUACACUUUUUAAGAGAUCUGGGUCCAAGUAUAUAAAAUCGGAUGUAAAGAACUUGUAGAUAGGAAUGAUGUCCCGGAGUAUGUGCCGUUGCUUUUCUU
Trichoderma harzianum CBS 226.95 is the source of this 1803-nucleotide messenger RNA. RefSeq lists its product as hypothetical. The coding region runs from base 70 to 1578 and encodes 502 amino acids. The record is from RefSeq and is a predicted model, not a curated record. NCBI's taxonomy places the organism in Eukaryota, Fungi, Ascomycota, Sordariomycetes, Hypocreales, Hypocreaceae. The transcript has 3 exons.